Molecule: messenger RNA, 2231 nt
Organism: Eutrema salsugineum
Lineage: Eukaryota; Viridiplantae; Streptophyta; Magnoliopsida; Brassicales; Brassicaceae
Product: KH domain-containing protein HEN4
Exons: 7
Coding region: 65-1957 (630 amino acids)
Biological process (GO): regulation of gene expression
Cellular component (GO): cytoplasm; nucleus
Molecular function (GO): mRNA binding
Source: RefSeq, a predicted model, not a curated record
CUUCACCGUGAUUUGUGGGGAAGAAAAAGAAAACACUUUAAGCGUUCUGCUAACUUGCGCCGCCAUGAAUAACCGCCGUGGAGUAGCCGCCGUGUCGAACCAGAAUCGACGGUCGCAACAGCGUCCGGUGAUUCACGUGUUACAGGGCGAGACGGCUUUACGAGUUGUCUGCCACGCGUCAGUAAUCGGUGGCAUAAUCGGAGCAAACGGCUGUAUAGUAUCCAAGCUCCGGCGAGAGACCGGUACUAAAAUCCACUGCGAGACUCCGGUGAACGGGUCCGAUCACUGGGUAGUAUUCAUCGUCGGGUCAAAGGCCGUUGACAAAAGCAUUCUAUUGACUGAUAGAGUCGGAGAUUUCUCCGGCGGUGAACACGACGAUUGGGUGACUUGUGAGGUUUCCGCUGCUCAGACGGCGCUGAUUAGGGUUUUGGAGAGAUCUUGGGCGGUUUUGGCGGCGAAAGAUAGCGGCGGAGUCGUCGUCGAUGAUGGUAAAGAAGCUUAUUGUGGGAUUCUUGCUAAUAAGAAUCAGAUUGGAGCCGUUUUGGGGCUUGGAGGGAAGAAUGUGGAGUGGAUGCGGAGAAAUUCCGGUGCCAUGAUUAGGGUUUUGCCUCCUCCGGUUUGUGGCACUAACACUGAUGAGCUGAUUCAGAUUACGGGAGAAGUCUUGGCUGUGAAGAAGGCACUGGUUAUGGUAUCAACUUUUCUUCAAAAUUGUCCACCUCUCAAUGGCUAUCCACCGCCACUUUGCAGCAAAGCCAAUGGAAACUCAGAGGAUCCUCAUUCGGAGUUUUUCCCGGAACUGCGUUCUUCUUCGUUGCCUAAUGCUUCAGAAACCGCUGCAUCCAACAGACGUUACUUACCAUCACGGUAUGAAGAAGGAAACGGUUUUCAGGAUUCAAAAGAAACAGAAGGGAAGGUCGUGUUUAAACUAAUCUGCACAAGUUUAGCAGCUGGAGGCAUAAUUGGGAAACAAGGCUCUAAUAUCAGAGCUCUGCAGAAUGAAACUGGUGCUUCGAUUUCGAUCGGAGCUCCUUUGAAAGAAUCCGGUGAACAAGUUGCUACCAUUUCCGCACGCGAGAAUCUAGAGUCACGGUACUCUCAUGCACAAAAAGCUCUGGCUCUUGUAUAUGCAAGAUCUGCUGAGAUUGAUGUUGGGAAAGGUCUGCAUCAGGGACUGCAUUGUGCUUUGGUGAAAGCGAAGCUAUUGGUACCAUCACAGUUUGCUAUUGACUUAAUUGGAAACAGAGAAGCAAACAUAGCAACUGGUGACAAUGUACACAUUUCAGUAGGUGACCAGAUGCUGGACUGUAUUUCAGAAAAUGAAAUGCUGAUAGAGAUUAUGGGAGAGUAUAGGCAUGUACUGAAGGCGUUGACUCACGUUUCUUCUAAAUUACGGGGUAACCUAUUUCCAAAGAAGGUUUUAGAAGAAAUGAGAGCUAGAGUUAGUAAUCCAUAUGAAAGUGAAGCAGCUAAGUAUAAUCUGCAACCAUCACAACAAAACCAUGGUGGUUCAACAAAACCGCAGAACGCAGGCAGAGGUGAUUCUCUCUCGGUAUCAGAUGGUGAACGAGAAGUAAUGAAGUCGAUUGAUUAUCUAAUGCACAAUGAGGUUCUUAAAGACGCCAACGGAGUCAACGGCUUGCUAGACAAUGACUUGACACAGGGAAUGAAACAGCUUCAACUUUCUAGCAAUGGAGACGUCUCUUCUUUACCACCAAGCAGAAGUAAAGGUAUAUCUUUGAGAAAAGUUACAUUGGAUCUAGCUAUCGAGAAAGAUGCACUUGCUGCACUCUAUGGCAGAGAUGGAGCCGGUCUAGAUAAUCUAGCACAGAUUUCAGGAGCCAAAGUGGAUGUCAAGGAUCCUACAGAAGCUGAAGCUACGGUCUUACUCUCUGGGAUUCCUGAACAAACCCGCACAGCUAUGUCUUUGAUCCUGUCUAUCCUUGCUGAUCAAUGAUAGAAGAAAAUGGAUGAUCUCCUGCUAUUGUGGCGUUUUGCAGCCUACUUUUGUAAAAAUGGAGAUCACUUGUGUUUACUUUUUGGCAACUUAUCUUUUGCAGCCUACUUUUGUAAAAAAAAUUGUUUUUCUUGUUUUGGAAACUAGCAGCUGUCAGAAUCAAGAAAGUGCAGUUUUUUGUUUUGUUUGAUCUCAUCUGCUUCAAAGCUUGUAUCUAGAAGAACACAACAUUGCACUGUGUAAAAGCAGUUUUCUGGAUGCUUAUGGGUUAAUA